UAACGUGCCGUGAGAUGCAGAUUGAAACAUCAGACCUGAGGAUCUUGUGGACAUUUCCCAAAACAUCAUCGCGAGUCAAGAGUGUGGAGUUCACUGACCAACGAAGGAAGACAGGGAGCAGUAGUCAGACGGAAAUGUUCCUCCGCCCCGCUCCUCCCUCCUCCCCUCUGAGUGCAACAGGUCCGUCUGUGGCGCCGCAGGUCCCAUUCUCACCGCUCAUUCCAAGAUAAUCUGGAGCAAUGAUAUUCCGGACAGCGGUGGAGCACGCCAAAAAACACCCUGGGCUCAUCCCCCAGUUCUUCUUCAUCUGUCUGGGAAUGGGCGGAGCCACUUUGUAUCUGAUCCGACUGGCCAAAGGACCCCACGUUACCUGGAACAAGUCCAGCAACCCUGAGCCAUGGAAUAAACUUGACCCGACAUACCAGUACAAGCUUGUCUCCAUCAGCACUGACUACAAGAACCUAAAGAAGGAAGGGCCAGACUUCUGAAGUGACCAGCUUGGAUUCUUGCUGAAACAUAACAA
This is a messenger RNA of Synchiropus splendidus (mandarinfish), 523 nucleotides long. RefSeq names its product NADH dehydrogenase [ubiquinone] 1 alpha subcomplex subunit 4-like 2. The record is from RefSeq and is a predicted model, not a curated record. Lineage: Eukaryota; Metazoa; Chordata; Actinopteri; Syngnathiformes; Callionymidae. The transcript has 4 exons. Bases 240 to 488 code for a protein of 82 amino acids.